Papaver somniferum (opium poppy) is the source of this 426-nucleotide messenger RNA. RefSeq lists its product as uncharacterized. Lineage: Eukaryota; Viridiplantae; Streptophyta; Magnoliopsida; Ranunculales; Papaveraceae. The transcript has a single exon. The coding region runs from base 1 to 426 and encodes 141 amino acids. The record is from RefSeq and is a predicted model, not a curated record.
AUGGAUUCUUGCACUCCUAUAAAGACACCGGUAGAAGCUAGAAUUCCGUGGGAGCAGAUAGAUAAUGCUGAGUUAGUGAAUCAAACACAUUAUCGCCAACUGGUUGGGAGUCUACGCUACUUAACAGCAACCAGGCCUGAUAUUUCAUUUGGAUUUGGUCUAGUUAGUCGAUUCAUGGAGGCACCUAGUCAAGCUCAUUUACAAGCUGCAAAACGGAUUCUCCGUUACGUAAAAGGUACACAAGCUGAUGGUAUUUUUUAUGCAUCAUCUAAUAACUCUGAACUGCUUGGAUAUGCGGACACUGAUUGGGCGGGUGAUCAUUUAGAUCGAAAGAGUACUUCUGGUUUCUUGUUUCUUAUGGGUUUUGGCAUAAUCUCUUGGUCAUCGAAGAAGCAGCAAAGUUGCUCUCUCUACUGCCGAAGCUGA